GGCUUUGGGCGUAGCCGCCCCGCCCCACUGCACCCUAAGGGGACCAUUUGCCGGGAGGUACAGGUUGAGGGAGAGCCCGGCCCCCCGCCUUCUCGGGGUGCCGAAGGCAACUGAGGCUGCGCUGCUGAUGGCGGAACGAUCCGGGUAGAGGAAGGAGACCAGGCCCCGCGUCGCGAGGGAGAAACGGCUUCUCCGAGUCAUGGCUCGGCCGGGGGAGAGAUACUCUUUAACCUCGUUACGGCGGAGGACCCCCAACUUCUCCGGUAGGGCGACGCCCCUUGUCGUGGGCGUACGCUCUUACCCGGCUCCAGGGCGUUUAUCGGCAGAGCGAGACCCGCUCCUGGGAUGCGAUAGGGCGAUUCAGAACUUAUUUUAAGGAGGGAUAAGAGACAACCCCAACAAGACCUUUCCCCCGAUUUGGUCAUCUUCUCCCCUCCCCCAAGUGAAGAGCGAGACUCGACUUGCCUAAAAGUGACAGAGGGAUCUUCCUUCACUGUGGAAGGGUGAACCAUUUGAUGUAAAAGACUUGACUCCAUAAUCUACAUCUGCCCUAAUGCUGUCAUCCGGAGUAGAGACUCAGCCAGUUCCACUUGAUUCCUCCAUGUCUGCCGUGGUACAGGAAUUAUACUCUGAACUCCCAGUAAGUGUCUCCAAAGAGCUUCAUGCUGACCCUGUGCCAAGUGUGAUUCCAGAUGUAAAACCUGGAGCCUCAAGCUCGCUUAUAAGUCAGAGUAGGGCAGUGCCCUUGGAGCUGCACAGGACUCAUGCGGAAAGUUGUUGCGAAGAAACCUCUGAGACCUCGGAUUAUGGGGGUGAGCCUGGGCGGUGUGGGCUGGUGGACUCCACAGCAGGAGGUUCUAUGGCUUCUGGGAUCUUGGAUAGGGAAGAGAAAACCAAGAGCAUGGAGCUAAAGGUCUUCAGAGAUCGAGGGGUCCAGGUGGAAAUUGUAAGAGACCCCUGUGAGGGAGCAAAGGAAGACCGGCAUCAACAUUCCACAGCAGCUGAAGCAAAGAUCAGCCCAAGUCAGGAGGACUUACUGAUGCCGAUGAGCAAAGAACUGUUAUGCACCGACCUCCCUGAGGAUCGUCUGAGGAGCAAAGAAGAAAAUGUACAAAUUACAAUGGAAACUCUCCUAAAAUCUGAAGAAGUACAAGGUAUGAAGGUCAAUGGGUCUAAGACAGAUAAUAAUGAAGGACAUGAGAAUGGCAAUGUGAGUGAAGGUCUCUCGGCCGGGUGCAGCGAACACCCAGAAGUAGACAAAAUCAUGACCAGUGGUGAGGUUUCAGAGACCAGCAUAUUAGUUUCCCUAGCGCCUUUAAACUUUGUGGACCCUGGGUUAACAGAAACAACUCCUAAAGGAAAAGAAUGUGAAGAAUUAAAAACUUGUCCUUCUUGGUUGUCAUUACCAGGAAAAAGUGCCAUUUCCAAAGUGGACAAUGGGAAGGAAGAGUUGUGUAAGUUAAGCCUUGUCUGUGAAGCAGAUGACAAUCACCAACAGAUUCUUGGCCACCAUAAUGAAAAACACAGUUCUGCACACGGCAGUCCCAAACUCUCGAGACAUGUAGUUGUUGUAGAACCCUUAGAAGAAAAUUCAGAAAUUUCAUGUUUCACAUCAAGUUCAUCUGGUCCAGAAUCCAGAACAUCAUCCUUAGAAAAAUGUGGUUUUGAAGGUGAUGGCUUGCUGAAGAGAUCUGCUGAAAAGACAGACAAUUCCUGUUUUGAUGGGGACGAUCAAAACAAGAACUUGUCUUCUAGAGAAGAAAAUGAAGAACAGUUUUUGAACCCCAGGAGUGAAAGUGAGGAACUGUUUCUUGUUAAUGCCAGACAACCAGAAGAGGAUGCUAGUGGUCAUUGUUCUGGAGAAAAACAGACUGUCGCCUCCCCAAAAGAAAAUAUCCACGGUAACUAUUGCAUUCAAGGCAGUACCCAUACAGACAGCUCUACUUCUUUAAUGCCCAAUUCUUUUACUGAAGCCACGGAAGCAGUGUUAAAAAAAAAAGAUUUGAAAGUCACUUUAGACAUUGAAGUUAGCUUAACAAGCCAUGAGGACCAUAGAGAAACUUUUACUAAUAUGAGCCAUCCAGGCAAACAAUCUGAAGAGAACAGUUUUUCCUCCUUGAUGCAGAUCGAAGAUCCAGAACAGACAACCACUAUCAAACCCAGUAUAUUAAGUGAAAAGAUUUACAGUAAAGACUCCUUAGUCAGCACCCAGAGAAAUCUGGAAGGCAACACCCAGUUAAAUGAAGCAUCAUAUAAUGAAUUUAUGAUUGAAAAAAAAUCCCUUGUGAGUUUAAUGCCUGAGGACCAGAAAAAUCCUGUAAAUGAGGGAUCAAAAUCCAAGAAAGAUACUGCUCAGUUAUCAUCAUCCCUAAAAUUUGGUUACAGACCUGAGUCAGAAAAAGCUGUACAGACCUCACAGGACAAUAUUCCACAUUUAGAUGAACAGAGCAUCGCCUGUGAGAUGUAUGAAGCUCCUUGUACUGAAGAAUUGGUUGUAAACAAAAUAGAAAGUGAAUGUGUUUUAAAUCAAGUGUCCCUUAAUUCUCAAGAUCAUGCGAAGUUGCCAACUGACAAAGAGAUGCCUUUAACAACAAGCGAGGAUUCCCAACAGAGCCAUCACCCUCCAUUAGAGGACAAAGCAGAUGUCAUUGCUGAUACCCAAACCAUUCUCAUGAAGACAAAAAUGAAAGACAUCUCUCCACCAGGUGACAAAAGCUGUGGUGCCUCUUCAAACAAUCCCACCUUAAACAUUAAACCAGGGAGCCUAGAAAGUAAAAACAAAAUGGCUGAUUCAGGAACAGAAGAUCUACAUUUCAGACUUCUCUCAAGUAAGGAAGAAGCAGAGGUCUCUGUCAUGGAAUGUCAAAGUGUUCAAUCUCAGGAUCUCUCUAGCUGCCAUUGUAGAAGAAAAAAUGCACAAGAAGAGAGCAUGUGUUCUGCUUGUGCUGUUUUUGAGUCUAGCAGAAUCAUCCCGGAAGUUGAAAACUCUUUGAUAACCAAGUAUGAGAAUGCAUUUCAGCACAGUGAUCUCCACUCUCCAGGAAGAGAAGACUCCAUGGAACGUAGUACCCAUAAAGCGAGUUAUACAUCAGAGGAAAAUGAACUUGAUGGGAGGGAAACUAAAGACAGCCUUCCGGGCAAUAAGGUCAGAAACGAAAGGACAGAAGCUCCAAAUGAAACCAUUCACACCACCAAUCCCAUCCAACCCAUUAAGGAAGGGCUAGAAUUAAAGGAACAGGAUAUACCCAAAGAGACUGUAUUUUGUAAAUAUAACAUCUGCAAUUGUGCCACACAGGAACUAAACCAAUCUGUAAACAUUCCAAAUCCUGAGAAACUGUUGGACCAGCCUCCUACUGUUAUGUUCUCCAGUUUUAAAAACAUGACCCCAGCAGUUGAAACUCCUGAUCAGAAGACAGAUGAAGUCCUUGACUGCCAGUGUAACCCAUACAGACCAGCUGAAUGCAGACGUGAAGAUAAACCAACUAAGGAGGCACUAGGUAGUGACCAGAGAGAGAUGGUUACAGAGCCUGUCAGAGAGGUAAGCCACAACCAAAAGGAUCUGCCAGUUGGUUCAGGCAAUAACUCACCGUCUGGUGGUAGUCCAAAGGAAGGUGAUUUGAAAGGAGCCUUUGAAAGGAUUUCUGGUUGUAGGAAGUCCACAGACGGUACUGAAGACAUUGUCUACACAGACUGUAGUAAUAAGCCUACAGAAGGCAUGCUGGACAUAAGAGCAUCUAACACACAUGAUGGUAGUGCACAGCAAGAUGGACUAGCAUUACAUGGUACCUCAAGGAAUACCCUGUUUCAGAGAGGAGAACGGAACGCUACAUUUAUGAUUGACUGGGAUUUAGAUUUCUCAGAUGCUCCUUCCUCUACAGCGGAAUCUUUUGAAAUAAAAAAAUCAUUAAAAUCAUGUGAAGAGAGAGUCUGCAGAUCGUUAAAAGAUUGUGAAAUGGAGGUGUGUCCAGACUCUUGUGCCAAUGAGAUAGAGUCUGUUGCAGAUCAUGAACCAUUAAGUAUAAGACUGUUGGAUAGAGUAAAUGUGUCUUUAAAUUAUAUUCAUCAUGAACAGCAAGUUAAAGAAGCAUCUCUGAGAGAAACACAAGGAGUAAUUGAAAGAUCAAGACUAGAAAUAAAUUCUGAGUUUGAGAAGGAAAAUACCCUUGGAAUUCCUUCAAAAGAGUUGAUAUCUUCUGGACACCAAGGUGAGAACUCUGUUCCCCCAGGGAGCCCGAAAUCCAUCGAGAGAAUGCCUUCAUAUCUGUCUUCUCAAAAAAUUUCAGAAGCAAAUAUUAAGAGUGAAGAAACCAACCUGAAAAAUCUUUGUAUGCCAAAAGACGGUGAAAUGCUUUGUGAAAAUGUAAAGGACUGCACAGUCCCGCCUGAGAUGAAGGAAGAAGCACCAAGGGAUAUGAGUAACCCUAGUGAAGGAAACAGCAUAGAUAUCUGUGUGAAAACUUUGCCAUUGACGAUGGAAACAGAAACUAAAGUGACAGAAGAAGCUGAAGAACAUCGGAGGGGAUCACCAUGUCACAUCACUGUUGGAGAGAAAUCUGAGGAGGCGAUUACCAGUGAAGAUGGUUGCAGUGGUAAUAUGAGUAAGAUUUCUCAGAUCCACUUUAAAUCCCAGGGGAUGCUUGGUGAUGCUGAAGAACAGCAAAGCCAGAGGGUUUUGAACUACACGUUGCAGAAGGAAGAGGAAUAUAAACAUCAAAAAGAAGCACAUAGGAUAUUGGAACAAUGCACAUCAUCUAAUAUGUUGUCAGAUAAGGUGCAAAAUAAGAACCAACCUAAGGGAUGCAAAGAUGAGUCCACCAUGAUGAAAGGAAUCACCCCAGCAAAGCUUGCCAGGGGUGACAUUGCUGCACAGUUUCAGAAGUUGAAAGACCCAGAGGAGGAAAACAUCUGUCACCCAUUAAAAAAGGACACCGAGUUGUGUAUAGGUCCUUGCCUUCAUGGUGCCCCCCAAAACAAAGCACAAGACCACAGCCCUGCUAGGUGUGAUGAAAUACACAGUGCCUCUGGGAAGACGUCACAUCAGAAAGGAGUGCUUACCUUAAAGAAGCAGCCCCAUCGAACAUGUAAGAAAGUUUCCUGUCAGGAGCAAGCCAACAUAGGGAGAAAAUUAAGUAAAAUCAGAAAUUCUGCCUUUUUAAAGCAUUCCACAGAAACCAUCCCCACAAAAGCACACAGAUUUUUCAGUUCACAUGCUAUGUCUGCACCCACCAGACUGGACCCCAAAACAGUACCUGCCAGGACCUUAGUUAGCCACAUACCAAAGCAGAAGGCUACUCCGUGCCAUCUCCUUAGGAGCCUGAAUGUCAGGAAGCCUACCAAAGAAUCGGCCUUACUCACCAAGCUGUCCAUCCUUGCCUCCAAACUGGCUCCAGCUGCAAAGACCCAGAAACUGAGAUACCGGCGGUGUUCCUCUGAACUUCUUCCAGUGGCUAAAAGCUACAAGCGGCUCAGAUAUAAAAGGCUCCUGGAUGGAUUUUCACACAAUACAAUGCAGCUGAGUCCAUAUGUGACAGCAACUGGAUGGAAUAAAAGGCCUACUAGUAAACCCUUGACACUUUAUCCGCUGGAAGCCAUCAAACUGAGCUUCAUAGAUUUGAGCAACAAGAUGCCGUCCCUGCUGUUCGGUUCCGAAAUCUUCCCUGUAUCCUUUCAUGUGAAAUCAGGCUCUGAGUGCACUUCAGAGUCCCCAAGGAGUUUUCCUGAGCACUGUGCUCCAGCAAGGCUUGCCUUAGGAGAGGCCGCCCGGUACCCUUCUCAGCCUCCCAAGUGGACCUUUUCUUUUUUCUUGUCCCACGGUUGCCCUGGGAUGGCCACAUUCAGGGAAGACACUGGCCUCCAUGGUCAGGCACAUGCCCAGGCUCCUCCCCACCCUCCAGCUCCUCUCCAGGACUGUGGGGGUACCGCCAUCGUCCAGACCAGAGCAGGCUGCUCUGUCCUUGGCCUUCACACACUGCUAGCACUUUGUUCCCCUGGAUGUUACCGAAUCUGGACAAAAAAACGGAGCUUCUCCAGCCACAUGCCUACCAUGCAGAGGCUCUUCAUGACCCAGUUUACACAGGGCUUGAAAGGGUUAAGGUCUCCAGCCUCCAUAGCUGACAAGGUCUUCUGUUCUCUGCCGUACUCGGUGGGCCGAGUGCUUUCCAUUUGGAGCCAGCAUGGACCUUCUGCCUGCUCCUUCGAAAUCUCUGCUCUUCAUUCCACUCACAGCAAGAGGCCGCUGACGCUGGGCACCACAAGCAGGCUCGAACCUCCAUUCCCUGCCUUGGUACCAAAGUCUUGCUUGGUAACAGACUCAGCUGUCAGCAAGCUCCUGCUUUCAGCCUCUGAAUUUCCAGUUCCUGGGUUUAAUGAACUGGAUGGUGUAACAGCAGCGUGCCCCCAUCCACAGAGUAGCCCUCCAGAACAGAAAGAGGCUGAGCCAGAGAAGAGGCCAAAGAAAGUCUCACAGAUUCGCAUCCGGAAAACCAUUCCUAAGCCAGACCCUAAUCUUACCCCCAUGGGCCUUCCUCGACCCAAAAGGUUAAAGAAAAAGGAAUUUAGUUUAGAAGAAAUAUAUACCAACAAGAAUUAUAUGUCUCCUCCUGCAAACAGGUGUUUAGAGACCAUCUUUGAGGAACCUAAGGAACGAAAUGGUACACUAAUCUCCAUCAGCCAACAGAAGAGGAAGCGAGUUCUAGAAUUUCAGGAUUUUACAGUCCCACGAAAGAGGAGAGCUCGUGGUAAGGUCAAGGUGACAGGCAGCUUCACCAGGGCCCAGAAGGCGGCGCUGCAGAGUCGAGAACUGGACGCCCUUUUGAUACAGAAACUAAUGGAACUGGAGACCUUCUUUGCCAAGGAAGAGGAGCAGGAGCAAUCGUCUGGUUGUUGAGAAGCAAUUUGGUUUCAGGGUCUCAAUGUUAGAUUUGCUGGGCCUCCUUGGAAGGGGUUGCCUAACUUUGCCCAAUACCCAAAUCACUCAAAAUGCAGUCCAUGGAUUUUUACCUGUUUUCAAAAUGCAGCCUUUUGAGGAACUGGUGAAAGAGGAUCCUCCACUUCUACUGCUGAGUAUAGAACCUCAGGAAUGCUCUCUUUCUCCUGGAAAUGGUCCUGAAUGACAUCUGGCCUCCUCCUCCCACUCUGCCAUCCACAGGAAGAGGACACAGCAUACCUUCAGUAACACUAGGAUUCCAAGGACUCACCGCAUUUGCACGCCCAUGUGAAAGCUCUGUGUUGUUUACGGUGGUGCUAGACCAAGAUUAUGUAGAGACAUUGCCUAGGGAGGGGGGCCUGGCGUCCUGUCCUGCGUGGUCUCACCUACUCAUUUCAGUAGUCAAGGAAAGAUGGGCUUGUAUGUUUUCUAAUCCUUUGAGUUCAUCUGCCCAGAACCUUGAGGGAGUGAGAGAGAGAGAGAGAGCGUGUGUGUGUAUGAUGCUUUUUCCUAUCAUUUUUUUUUCUCCCCUCUGUGACUUUGGGUCACUAGUGCCAGAGGAGCCCAUCCAGGCCCCACUCGAAGUAAGUUGCACUUUUUAAUGUUGUGAUGUUAAUUUCAUUUGUUUUAUUUCCUCUUUUUUUUUUUAUUGCUGCAUGUUUGGAGCCUUUAAAUGUGAUUUUAAAACAAAUUUUUUAAGGCAUUGAGGAAAAGGACAGUAUAUGUCUUCAGUAUAUAUGAUAGGCAUUUGACCCAGUUUAUCAGUGCAUGGUAUGGGACAGCGGAGAGAUGUUUUUCCAUUAACGUGUAAUCCCUUCCCCACCUCCACCUUCUAGUGUAAUGCAUUAGAGGGAGUACUUUUUUCAUCUGGGUUCUCGUUCUUGCCCACUGAGUAGAUAUAUUUGUUUUAAUGACAGAAGUAAGAGCAGGUUUCUCUCCCAGUCAUUAAAAAAGUGCAAAGGUUGGGUGUGGUCUUAUGAGUUUUACCUGAAGUGUUGGUAUGUAAGAAAGUUGGGUACCACAGCUUGGGCAGUGAUAGAGACCAACCCAGAGUGUUUGCAGCUGUCAGAGCAACCUGCUCUGAGAGUGGGAAGAGGCAACAGACCGUGGUUCAAACCCAGUGAUGCCUUCUUGUGGUGGGAUCAUGAAUUCCAUGGCCAGCCCUCUCUGAGAACACCUCAUUGUACUCGGGGCUCCUGUGUCAAACCUACUGGAAAUUUUGUAGAAUGCCAGAGUUUGCUGAGUUUCUUCUUGUGUGCCCACAAGAGUCUGGGCAGAAGGAUGCUGUGUGGGUCAGUAGGCCCAGAUGUUUUCAUUCCUUUUCUACUAACCCUUGUGUGCCCUCUCAUCCUGCUUCCUCUCCCCUCCUUCCCUUGUGUUACCCUUUUUGCUUGCGCGCAAAACAAGAGUUCAGAGAAUUAACAUUCCUUGGCUGGUGAGUGGGAUGCUAGACCCAGCCUCAGGACACUGGUCACCUCUUCCCAUUUUCCUAGGAGCCACUGCUGGGAAGCAGCCGCCAAUGGGAACUGUGAAAGCUCCAGAGACUUUUUAAAGUUAAGUCUGUUAGAGGAGAAUGAGUGGUGCCAUCCUGGAACGUGUCUUCUAGGGUUUUUUUUGUUUCCCCAUUUAUUAGUGGGGGGGGUGGGGGGGUGGGAGGGGGAGUCUCUAUGUGCCUUUCCUUUGCAGGUUGAUGGUCUGUGCCACACUGGAGCAGAAAAACUGACAUGAACAAGGAAAAAAACCAAGUGCCACAUCUGUCUUUGAGGCUCACUAAUUCAGACAUAGCAUUUAGUAAGUGAAAUACACACCUGGUACUACACGGAGGUUUCUAAGGCCAUGGCCAAAUAGCAGUAGGAGAGAGCCAAGUUUCCACAUUGGCUCAGAAAGAUGUGAACCAGAUUCUGCCAUUCUAAAUUCACUUUGCCCAGACUGUAUGGACAUGACCUGUGUUUCACCUCAUCCCCCUCCCUUCCUGGGACAGGGUCCUUAGACACUAACCGCUUCUCUCUGUCUCUUUGCUUAAGGGAGUGGGAUGAGUAAUACAUUGUGCCCUUGUACAAACGUUUUUAGGGAACUCCUGCUGGACAAGCUUGCAAACUCCUGGUGAGUCAACAGAGCCCUGUUUGCUGCUAGCUCCAUUGCUAGUGUAGACAUGUCAGCAAUGUGGCACCCAUGUCAUCCCACAGACUGAAGUUGAGGUGGGCACAACUCUGAUUAUCACCAACAUUACAGAGAUCUGACUUCAACUUUGGCCAUUACAGGCAUGGCAUUCACUAGCUAGGGCCAGGAGCAAUGAUUUGGAACAUUGGCGUCUGGGAAGGGAGAAUUGGAGGAAAUGGAGACCUGGGCUCCUUCCGUGUCCUGGGAAAUGUAAGAAAGAAGCUGCUCUGAGGCCAGCCCUGUCUGUCCUUGAAAUUCUUGGCCUGCCCUCUGGCUAGGGCCCUUCCCCUGCUCCAAAGUUAAGAAAGAGCCCCCACUGCAAACUUGAAAUUGCUUACCUGAAGCUGGUACAUCUGGUUCUAGCCAUGCUCAGCCCCACCUGUCUUAACAUCUAUUGAUAUUUUCACAUCGGCCUAACAAGCUGUAGUGCUGUCUGUGGCACCUGCCCCCGAUGGGAAACAUUAGUUGGCUGCUGGCACGCCACCUGCCCAGAGCUACAGGUCUGGUUCUGGAGUGGGAGUUGGUACAAUUUCUGAAUUUGGGGACUUUCCACCAAUAUAGUUAUAAUUAACUAACUUACUCAGUUCUGGCAGUUUAAUGUUGUUAAUAUGGGAAAGAGGACAAAUCUCAGGUCCAAUCAGGGUUCUGCCCAUCAGUUUUUCACUGAAACUAUCAACUAUGGUUUUUUUCAUCUUUCAGUUUAUAGCUAUAUUUGCCUCCCCCACCCACUUUCCUCUCCUUUUGGUCUCCUUUCCAGCUUCAUUUCUCCUUUAGUUUAAACGUACCUGAUUAUUACCUGUUAAAGCAGAUUAUGUCCACUUUUUCUUACUGACCUUACUCUGAUAGCUACAGCUGAGGGAGGUACAGUGGAAAGAUAUGUAGCAUUUGCCUUACUUGGAGCCUGAAGAACUCAGAAACUCAUGCUGUGAAUCCCAAAACUCAGCGCUCCUCUAAGAGCUGUGAAAAUCAUGACACUUUGUCACAAUUUUGCCUGAAAGAGUUUUUUGAGCGGAUGCCAGAGCCAACCUGAGGUAAAUUCCAGUUCCCACCCUCUGGGCGUGAUCCUCCCUCACUGGCUCAUUCCCAGCCCACCAGGCCAAGAGCUACACCAAGUGUGCAGAACCCAGGCCGCAGACUCCACACUUUGGUGCAACCUAAUGGAACACAAAGCCAGCAUUCGUCUCCAGGCUGGAAUCCCAUCUUAUAAUCAAUGUCGUGUACAUUAAGGUCCGCGAAAGACCAACUUCUAGGCAGCGAUGCUGUUCUCCCAUUACUGGGGUGGUGGGGGAGUAUGCAGUUGGUGCUUCCUUUAAUUCCCUCAUUUUGUUUCUGUAAGUUCCCUCUUCCCUCCUCCGGUAUCAUGGAAAGGACCUCUUAAACACCACGUUGUGGGUGGCUAUAUCCAAAGUCUAAAUAAUUGGCCAGAGGUGCGGAGCAACCUUUCCUGGAUUCAUGCAAGGAUAGGGCUCCUUACCACAACUGAACUUAUGUAAAAAGCUGGCUAAGGAGGAAGGCUCAAUUUUACCAAAAUGAAAUUUAAUGGUAUCAUCUAGCCACAAAUCCAGCAGCAACGGCUAUUUUGACUGUGAACUUAGGGGCCCCAUGAAGCCCGCCCUCGAGCACAGCAUACUCAGAUUUGAAGCUUGUUCAUUGUAUGUCUACGAGCCCCUCUCUGGUGCUGAAUUGGAUUUGAAUUCUUGGUGAGAGGCCUCAGCAUCUCCUUGGGCUGGUCUGGGCCAGUAAAUAGCUGCCUGUGUUUAUAUAUUAUCAUGGUCAAUAGUUCAGUGAAAUUUGUACAUUUUUUUUGGUAACAUUGGCAUACACGAUGCCCCUGCAGUUCCUUUUCUGUUUGGUAGUUUGUGACUCUAAAAUUCCCACUGUUAUGUGUGUUAAUUUAUGAAAAUAAAAAAAAAUUUUUUUUGAAAACCUU
Messenger RNA from Hipposideros armiger (great roundleaf bat), 11015 nucleotides. It is a transcript of the gene PRR14L, whose product is annotated as proline rich 14 like. The record is from RefSeq and is a predicted model, not a curated record. The transcript has 8 exons. NCBI's taxonomy places the organism in Eukaryota, Metazoa, Chordata, Mammalia, Chiroptera, Hipposideridae. Bases 554 to 6886 code for a protein of 2110 amino acids.